Messenger RNA from Colletotrichum orchidophilum, 183 nucleotides. RefSeq lists its product as uncharacterized. Lineage: Eukaryota; Fungi; Ascomycota; Sordariomycetes; Glomerellales; Glomerellaceae. The record is from RefSeq and is a predicted model, not a curated record. The transcript has a single exon. The coding region runs from base 1 to 183 and encodes 60 amino acids.
AUGCUGAUGCUGCACCGGGUUCAUGUCCCGGUGGUUUGUCCCAUCGAUCGGGCAGGACAUCUCCGGAGUCUGCACACCACGUUCUGUUCUUUCGGACGUAAGAUGACGGGACACCUCUCGCAGCGGGUGGAUGACUGCUUUAGCGAAUCCAGACGUAAGCUCAUGCUACAUCCUAAUGACUGA